Girardinichthys multiradiatus is the source of this 1239-nucleotide messenger RNA. It is a transcript of the gene neurl2, whose product is annotated as neuralized E3 ubiquitin protein ligase 2. NCBI's taxonomy places the organism in Eukaryota, Metazoa, Chordata, Actinopteri, Cyprinodontiformes, Goodeidae. Gene Ontology annotation, biological process: intracellular signal transduction. Bases 201 to 1082 code for a protein of 293 amino acids. Gene Ontology annotation, molecular function: ubiquitin protein ligase activity. The transcript is spliced from 2 exons. The record is from RefSeq and is a predicted model, not a curated record.
AGGACUCCUCAGUGCGUCUGUGUAAGCGUUAGUGUCUCUACCAUUCCCUUGGUUAGACUACGUGUGGUUUAGAAGCUUUGCUUGCAGGUUUGAUUGGAAACUUCAAUUCUUCUUGUUUUUAUUAGCUGUCUCCUUUGCAAUUGUUUGUUGAAGGUCGGUUCUGUCUCCUGAACAAGAACAUCUGAUUGACAGAAAACAAAAUGGAGGCAGUUUCUAACCAGUUCCUGGAGUUUCACACCAACCACGGCUCCAAUAUCAGUCUGAACCACUCAGGAACUCAGGCCACCCGCAUAGAAAGCUUUGCCAAUGGUGUUUGCUUCAGCAAAUACCCUCUGAAACCAGGAGAGAUCUUUCUCAUUGAGAUUGAAGACAAGGAGCUAGGUUGGUGUGGACACCUCCGGAUCGGCCUGACGGCCAGGGACCCAAAGAGCUUAGAGGUGAUCCCUGAAUACUCCAUCCCAGAUCUGAUGGCACUGGGGGACAGCUGGGUGUUUGCCAUCACUCGCAACCAUAACAAGGUAAUAGAGGAGGCAGAGGUUCCAGAAGCUGGAGAAGGAGGACUUGGUGUUGGACAGAGACUUGGGCGCAGAGAGGAAGAAGAUGCAGUUCAGGAAGAUGAAGACAACAACAAAAAGCCAAAGACUUUCUUCACCGACACACACUUGUACAUCGACACGGUCCGAAUCCCCAGAGACAAACUUGUUGGUCGGAGCCGUCCUGGACGCUUUAGCCACAUCUUGGAUGAUCUGUACAAGACAAACACCCUGCCUCCCACAGCCAGACGCAGCAGAAUCGGAGUUCUUUACGUGCCUAAAAGCAGAGACACGGCUGAUAUGCACAUUGUGAUCAAUGGAGAGGACAUGGGAGCUUCUGCAAAGGGAAUACCUUCUACCAGGCCUCUGUACGCGGUAGUGGACGUCUUUGCUGCCACAAAGUGUGUUCGGAUUGUCCAGGUGGAGUAUGGCUUCUCCUCCUUGCAGACGCUGUGCAGGAAAACCAUUCAAAAGCACAUUGUCCACAGGAUGGCUAUCGACUGGCUCCAGCUGCCUGAGGCUCUAAAGCACUACUGCAAGUAUGAAUGAAGCGUGUGGAACAGCUGAGAAAAGAAGAACUAUCUGAGAUCUUUUUCUAAUGUUCAUCAAAAAAUUCAAAACAUUAUUACAAUUAGACAAUUUCUCUGUUGUUCUUAUAUGAACUGUAUUUAUUCUUGUCUGGAAUAAAGCAGAGAUUGUUCAGACA